AUGAACAGACAGGGGAGGAUUGUGCUCUACCUCCUUGGUCUUGUCUUCCUGGACUUGAUUUGCUGCUGUUCGGCAGGGCCCACGUCUCCUCGGUGCUGGCUCGACUACUCCCAGGUUCCUUACACAAUACUCCCACAGGGCCUGGAGUCUGACUAUGGAGCAUCUGUGAACGAACUGGGUACUGGCUCGUCGGGUUCUGUUCUUUUGCUUCUACGUCAUGCGGACAAUGCUACGGUGGCGGUCAAGCGAUUCCACAACGCGGCCGCAGAUCGACCUGACCUUUUGACACAAAGAGUAAAGCUCGAGUAUCACCUGGGAUCCCUCGUCAAUGGCCAUCCUGGCAUCUCCGAGAGUAUUGAGCUGCUGUGGGAAACACGUUCGUCGACAUGGUUUCUGGUGACCGAGUUGUGCCCACGGAGUCUGGCGAAGGAGCGUCGUUCAACCAGUCCGAGGUCUUUGACAGACUUGUUCCGGGACAUCGUUCAGGCCGUCGAGCAUGUCCAUGCUCUGGAUAUAGCGCACGGGGACCUCAAGCUGGAGAAUGUCCUCUUGACGGCGGACGGGAGGCCCAAACUGAUCGACUUUGGCGCCGCCACUUUCUCCCACUGUCCCACGGAAUCUUCCGGCGCAGCAGACUGGGUCAACGUCGUCCCCGGAGACUAUGGCACCACGGCUUACAUGCCUCCCGACGUCUUCACCCAGCUCGAGUUCGACAAGGCAAAAGCCGACGUGUGGGCCCUCGGCAUUCUAUUCCACGCCAUGAUUACGGGAUCGGUUCCGUGGUCGUCGGCCUCAAUCGACGACCCGGGCUACCAGGCCUAUGUGACACGACAGAGGUCAGAUGACAGGCUCAAAGACCAUUGCCCCAAUUGGGACGCAUGCACGAUGCGGUUUCCCACCUGUUCCAUCGGAGCGUUUCAUCUGCUGCAAAGACUGCCGCCCAACACAAGGGACGUGAUUGCCUCGAUGUUGGCGCCAGAGCCACAAGAGCGACCUCGUCUCCGAACGGUGUUGGAGUCAGUGUCAUCCUGGUGA
Fonsecaea nubica is the source of this 1035-nucleotide messenger RNA. RefSeq lists its product as hypothetical. Gene Ontology annotation, biological process: protein phosphorylation; intracellular signal transduction. Gene Ontology annotation, molecular function: protein serine/threonine kinase activity; ATP binding. NCBI's taxonomy places the organism in Eukaryota, Fungi, Ascomycota, Eurotiomycetes, Chaetothyriales, Herpotrichiellaceae. Gene Ontology annotation, cellular component: cytoplasm. The record is from RefSeq and is a predicted model, not a curated record. The transcript has a single exon. Bases 1 to 1035 code for a protein of 344 amino acids.